UCGUCGUUAUGGUGGCGGAUCAUGCACGCGCCAAAACCGUAUUGGCUUCCCUAGAUCGGCGGAUUUCCACACUUGACUUUGAUGGACAAAGCUGGACAACUUGGAUCGACAAAUCGGACGUAUCCAUACCAGAGGGGUGCUCUCUGGAAGAGUGCAGUAAAAAUGUGAAGAACAGGAUGGAAACUAUGACUCUCCAGAAAGAGGACAUGUCUAUAUAUGGUCACUGCCCAGCAUAUGAUGACUUCUUCCUGGUGGUGUGCAGCCACUGUGGGCAGGUGGUAAAACCACAGGCUUUUGAAAAGCACUUUGAGCGACGACAUGGGCCUUCGAGCAAACUAUGCGGCACUCCGUCCAACUGCUCUCCUGACCAGCCCCAACAGGGAAGACCCCCCUCCCAGCAUGGCAGCCUCAGUGAGGUCCAAGUCAGCAGGAGCCAGGGGCCUGGACCUCCAAAAGUUCCACUACUUCACUCUCCCCACCAGGGAUGCUCCAAACCACUGCUUGAAGUACCAAGUCUUCAGCAGGUGGAUACAGUUUCCCAAAGAACCCCUCCAUCACCACAUGUUUCCACUCCCAGUCCCAGAGACCUGCCCUGGAAUCGUGGGAAAACCUCACCAAAAGCACCCCCACCAGCUGAAAAACCACUCCAGAAGAGUUUGGAUUCCCACACUCCACUGCACGGACCAAGAAAUUACAGCAGGACUUACAAGAAAGUCCUUAAGAAAGAAUGCGAUUUAGACAAGCAUUGUGGGGUGAUGGAUUCUGAGAGAAAGAAUGCGUGCACCCGACUGCUAACGUGUAAUAUUCAUUCCAUCCAUCAGCGCCGGCAGGUUGUAGGGAGGAGUAAACCAUUUGACCAGCUUGUAAUGGAGCUGAAGAUGAGCUCAAAGUCUCGAGAGCGCCCCCCUUUGCCCAUAGAGGUUUAUGAUGGAGGCCCCUCCCAACCCACACACAGAGGGUCUCAAAUUGGGCCUCUGCACCACACACACCAAAUAACUAACUAUUCUAUUCUCAGGUCCAUGAGCCCAUCAGGCAGUGGUGUAGAAAUGAACGAGGGAAAGAUGCACUCUGAAAAGACGCAGGUGGAGUCUGUUUCAGCUUGUCUCUCCAGUGAGGAGAGUGGUGGGGAAAACCAUGAGGAAUUUGCUCAUCUGCCUGCAAGCACUUGGCACCCUAAACCCCUGGGAUUUUGCACCUUCGGGGCACGUGUACUUGGCCGUAGUGUGUUAGCGUUUGACCAAAGGCUGCUCCACCUACGGUCAGCAUUCAGUGACAUGAUGGAGCAGCACCACAGCACUUAUCUGUGGAAGAAAAUCCCUCGGGCUUCAGAGCUAUGCUCUCCUCAACCAUCAGUCAUUACAAAAUCCUACAAUUCCCAUGAUGCCACGCGCAGCUCAGUACCCACUCGCCGUGCCUCUUCUCUCAGGACUAGCACCUCAGGACAAUCAGAGCUACCAACAAAAGCCCAGUCAACCUCAGGUCCUGGCCGGCCUAGUAAUGCAGGGGGUCGACCCAGCAAGCAGGCCUUGCAGACCAGAUUCAGGGAGCUUCAGGAGGGUCCCACGACCAGUAAGCGGCAGAAAACUCCACAAGAUGACGAGGACUCACAUGGACCAGGCAAGAUGUCAUACACCCCUCACCACAGGGAUCGCCAGUCCUCCUUUGCUAGAACCACACUUCGUUCUCCACAUGGACCAUUUAAUGGUGGACUAAGGGCUGUUGCAUAUGAACAAAAAGGGCAUGGCAGGAAACGUAAGACCAGUGGUGCCUCAUCUCCCAAGAACACUUCAUGCGCCCCAAAACCGAACAUCCUCUCCUCUUUCUCCCAAACCCACUCCAGUCCGGUGUCCUGGGGUGGGGAUGGUAGACCAGGAUCAACCCAAAUUCUGCCAAAGAAACUGGGUGCACAGAAGCCAAAGCUUCUUCACUGAGGGAGUCUGCUUUAAACUUCUCCAGAAACACAAGUUGACUGCCAUGUUAUUUACUACAGACUUUAUGAACAGGAUGGUGGUAGUUUGAAGUUCACCGUAGGAGUGUGUAUGUUAUAUACUGAAUUUUUAUGUAAGUGAAUGUAUAUGUUGGAUGACCUGCAAUUGAGUAUAAAAUACCUCAAGAUCUUCCGUAUGCUGCUAAACUGACUGUCAGAUAAUGGACAUUGAAAUAAAUAUGCCAACAUCUUUCUGUUGUCUUGAUGUUAAUGAAUAGUGACGAUGCUUCAUCUCAACUCUAGAUGGCACUAAACAACUAGGUACCUCAAUGUUACACAAGGCUAAAGAAGGGAAGGCCUAGGAGCUUUUUUUGAUAGCUUUAUACUGUGCAAAGAGAAGUUAAUUCUAUCCCUCACAGCCUCUUUUUCAUUCUCUAUCUAAAAUCAAAGAGGUCGCUGCUGUGAAUAAGUCAUUAUAACUAUAAAGAUUCCUUUCUUUGGCUUUGUGUAACAUUGAUGUACCUAGUUGUUUAGUGCAAUCUAGUGUUGAGAUGAAGCAUCAUCACCAUUCAAUUUCAAAUUAAUUAGAAUAUUACCACAAAGUAAUUUGGUCUCAACCCACACUUUGUUAAAUCAAAGGAAAAAUGCAUGUACAUUUAUUGCACUUACAACAGAAGCCCAUGGAGCACGUGUAUUACGUUAUUUUUUAUCCCAAAUAUUAUGGUAAAAUAAAGGGGUAGCUUUAGGGUAAAUUUUAUACCCUAAAAUGAAAAUUGUGUAAUUUACUCAUCCUCAUGAUGUUUCAAACCUAUAUGAAUUUCUUCUGUGGAAAACAAAAUGAGAUCUUGGGAAGAAAGACAGCCUCAGCAACCAUUCACUUGUAUUGUAUAAAUAAAUACAAUGAAAGUGAAUGUUGACUGGGGCUAACAUGCUGCCUAGCAUCUCACUUUGUGUUCCAAGUAGUAAGUCAUGCGGGUGUGGAAAUGCAUUAGUGUAUGUAAUGUAGAUAUGGAGGAGGGAGCCUCCACAGCCAUAAAAUGUACCCAUUAUAUUUAUAAAAAUGGCUGAUCUUGUAUUUAAUUGCAUUGUUUAAGGAUUCAAAAUGUUAUACUGAGGGUAUGGAAGCUAAUAGUUUCUAGAUGAGGUUGUGGGUUUAAAUCCAUCUGGUUGUUCAGGAUAAAUAAUGUCUGCUAAAUGUGACCGCUUUUCAGUAUGUUUAUUUUGUAUGAUUAUGGAUACGCGGAAGCAAAAACAGUA
Xyrauchen texanus (razorback sucker) is the source of this 3184-nucleotide messenger RNA. Its product is annotated as ataxin-7-like protein 2. The record is from RefSeq and is a predicted model, not a curated record. The transcript is spliced from 10 exons. NCBI's taxonomy places the organism in Eukaryota, Metazoa, Chordata, Actinopteri, Cypriniformes, Catostomidae. Bases 9 to 1931 code for a protein of 640 amino acids.